AUGUCUGGGUGCCCCCCGUCCCUUCUGCAGCCUCGAGCAGAACACGCCGCCCAGCCAGCAACAGCCACUGUCCCAGCACCCCCUGACCAGCCCUCCCAGGGCCCCCUGACCCGGGCCCGCCCAGCAAAGUUGUAUGCGGCCCCUGCUAUCUGCUAUUUCCGUCUGUCCAGCCGGGUCUCCUCCCCAGGCCUGGACAUCACCAAGAGGGCUGCAGGCCUGCUGGCUGGUCAGCCCCAUAAUCUCCAGCAGCUCCUUGGGGCUAAAGGACACCUGAAGCAGGGGGCCAGGGACGGCUCUCCUGGUCCAGUCCCGCUGGACUCUGCGUACGAGGUGGGCCACGUUCGCAAGCUGCAGGCACGGCACAUGCAGGUACAGGAGAAGACUUUCACCAACUGGAUCAACAACAUCUUCCAGCACGGCCGGGUUGGCAUCAAAAUCCAGAACUUGUACACGGAGCUGGCCGAUGGCAUCCACCUUCUGCGCCUGCUGGAGCUCAUCUCCGGGGAGGCCCUGCCGCCCCCUAGCCGGGGCCGCAUGCGCGUGCACUUCCUAGAGAACAGCAGCCGUGCUCUGGCCUUCCUCAGGGCCAAGGUGCCAAUUCCCCUCAUUGGGCCAGAGAACAUCGUGGACGGAGACCAGACGCUCAUCCUGGGACUCAUCUGGGUCAUCAUUCUGCGUUUCCAGAUUUCCCACAUCUCCCUGGACAGGGAGGAGUUCGGGGCCAGCGCAGCCCUGCUGUCUGCCAAGGAAGCUCUGCUGGUCUGGUGCCAGCGGAAGACAGCCUGCUACACCAACGUCAGCAUCACCGACUUCUCCCGCAGCUGGAGUGACGGGCUCGGCUUCAGUGCCCUCAUCCAUGCCCACAGGCCAGACCUGCUUGACUACGGCUCCCUGCAUGCUGACCGCCCAAUGCACAACCUGGACUUCGCUUUCCGCGUGGCUGAGCAGGAGCUGGGCAUCGCUCAGCUGCUGGACCCCGAGGACGUGGCGGCCCUGCAGCCUGACGAGCGUUCCAUCAUGACCUACGUCUCCCUCUACUACCACCACUUCUCCCGCCUGCACCAGGGGCAGACUGUCCAAAGAAGGCUCGCGAAGAUCCUGCUUCAGCUCCAGGAGACAGAGGAGCUGCAGACCCAGUACGAGCACCUGGUGGCCGACCUGCUAUGCUGGAUUGCAGAGAAGCAGGUGCAGCUGGAGGCGCGGGAUUUCCCAGACUCCCUGCCUGCCAUGCGCCAGCUACUGGUGGCUUUUGCCUCCUUCCGCACCCAGGAGAAGCCACCGCGGCUGCAGCAGCGAGGGGCCACGGAGGCCCUGCUCUUCCAGCUGCAGACAGCACUCCGAGCCCAGAACCGCAGGCCGUUCCUGCCUCAGGAGGGCCUGGGCCCUGUGGAGCUGUCCCAGUGCUGGGCAGGCCUGGAGCAGGCAGAGGCCUCUCGGAGCCAGGCCCUGCAGCAGAGGCUCCUGCAGCUAGAGCGGCUGGAAACCCUGGCCCGGCGCUUCCAGUGCAAGGCGGCCCUCCGGGAGAGCUUCCUGACAGAUAUAGAGCACGUGCUGGGCCAGGCCACAGCCCCACCAGCCAGCCCGGCCAUAGUGGAGGUGGCCGCCCAGAGGCUAGGCAUGCUGGAAGCCAGCAUCCUGCCCCAGGAGGGGCGUUUCCAGGCCCUAGCGGAGCUCGCGGACAUCCUCCAGCAGGAACAGUACCACAGCUGGGCAGAUAUAGCCCGCAGGCAACUGGAGAUCACUCGGCGUUGGGAGCGGCUCCUUCAGUGUCUGCAAGGGCAGAGGAGGCAGAUGGCAGGCAUGCAGCCUGUGCUGAGCCUGCUGCAGGAGGUGGAGACUGCCUCCAACCAGCUCAAGGAGCUGCAGGUGCUAGCCAGCUCCACGGCCUGUGGGCAGCAGCUGGCAGAGGCAGUGGAGUUGAUGCAGAGGCAUGACCUGCUAGAGGCCCAGGUCUCAGCCCACGGAGCCCACAUGAGCCAUCUUGCCCGCCAGACCACGGAGCUGGACUCCUCCUUGGGCACUGGGGUGGAGGUGCUGCAGGCCAAGGCCGGGGUGCUGGCCCAGCUCCACCAGAGCCUGGUGCCUCUUGUCAGGGCCCGGCGGGCCUUGCUGGAGCACACCCUGCAGCGGCUGGAGUUCCUGCAUAACUGUGAGGAGGAGGAAGCCUGGUUGAGGGAGCGCCGACAGCUGGUGGAGGACACGGCCCUGGGCCGGGAUCUUAGGCAGAUCUCAGCGGCCCUGCAGAAACACAAGGCCCUGGAAGCUGAGCUCCGCUGCCACCAGGCUGUGUGCGCUGAUCUCGUGCGGAGAGGUUGCGACCUGGGUGCCCGCGGGCCCCCGACGCAGCCGGACCCCCGGGAGCGGGCCGAGGCGGUGCAGGGCACGUGGCGGUGGCUCCGGGCCCGGGCGGCGGGACGGGGUGCGCGGCUGCAGGCAGCCCUACUCGUCCAGCAGUACUUCGCCGACGCGGCAGAAGCGGCCUCGUGGCUACGGGAGCAGCAGUGCGCGAUGGAGAGCGCGUCCUGCGGGCAGGACCAGGCGGCCGCCGAGGCCCUGCUGCGGCGCCACCUGCGGCUGGGGCGCGCCGUGCGCGCCUUCGGGGCCGAGCUGCACAGCUUGGAUGAGCAGGCGCGGGCGGCGGCGGCCCAGGCGGCGCUCACGAGGGAGUCUCCAGAAGACUGCAGCAGGGUUGAUGGGGACACACCUGGGAGACCCAAGGAUGGGACCCAACUCUUAGCACCACCCAGCAGUCAGCAGCCAUGUCCCCAGGUCCAGAUGCACUUCAUCUACAGAGGAGAGGCCCUGAAGCCUGGGCACCAGAGGGGCCCUGACACCUGGGAGCUGAAGGACUGGGAGGGCUGCCAGGCCAAGGUGCCCAUCAGCCACGUCCUACAGCAGGAACCCCAGGCGCUGUCUGCCCUGAGUUCUCCAAGGGAAGGCCGGAGGAACCUGGGGGCCUGGUGUGAGGUUUCUUGCCACUCUGGCCCCUGGGACACCCAGAAGGUGGCCCUUCCGGCUGAGCCUGACCCCAGCUUUGACCCCAACACCAUACUCCAGACACAGGACCGCUUGAGCCAGGAUUACGAGGGCCUGCAGGCCGUGGCAGAGCACCGCAGGGCCCAGUUGGAGGAGGCGGUGGCCCUCUUUGGCUUCUAUGGCUCGUGUGAGGAGCUCCAGUCCUGGCUGGAAAACCAGACAGCGCUGUUCCUAACACUGCAGCCCCAGUCUGACAACGUGGAGGUCCUGCAGCUCAAAUACGAGAACUUCCUCUCUGCCCUGGCUGUGGGAAGGGGCCGCUGGGCUGAGGUCAGCAGCUCUGCUGAGCAGCUGAAGCAGAGAUGUCCUGGAGACUCCCCCCGAAUCCAGCGACAGCAGGAGGAACUGAGCCAGAGGUGGGGGCAGCUGGAGGCCCUGAAGAAAGAAAAAGAAAUGCAGCUGGCGCGCACCGCAGACGUGCGCAGUUUCCUGCAGGAGUGUGGAGCCACACAGGUCCAGCUGCAAAACGUGAUACUCCAGCUGGAAGCCCUGGAGCUGGGGCGCUCAGAAGACAGCCACCGCAUCCUACACCUGGCCCAGCAGAAGAUGCCAGCGCUAGAGAAGAGCAUCCACUCCCUGCAAAGGGUGGCCAUAAAAGUCAAGGAGUCAGGCCCUGCAGAGAGCCAGUUCCUGCAAGAACAGGUGGAGAUGCUGCAGGGGCUGCUGGAACGAGCGCAGCAACAAGUGGCCCAGCUGGCCAGCACCCAAGCCGGGGUGCGGGCCAGGCAGAGCUUCCUGCAAGAGAGCCAGCGGCUGCUGCUGUGGGCAGAGAGUGUCCAGGCUCAGCUGCGCAGUGAGGAGGAGAUGGGGGACAUGGCCUCAGCCCAGCGGCUGCUGACGGAGCACCAAGACCUGCUGGAGGAGAUACACCUGCAGCAGGAGAGGCUGCAGCAGCUGGAGGCUCAGGGCCAGCCCAUGGCAGCCUUGGACUCCCCGGACUCCCAUGAGGUGGCCAGCGCUCUGAGGCUUCUGGGCCAGCAAGGCCGGGGGCUGAAGGCCGCCUGGGAGCAGAGACAGCAGCGGCUGCAGGAGGGGCUGGAGCUGCAGAGGUUCAGUCGAGAAGUGGAUGGUUUCACCGCCACCUGUGCCAACCACGAGGCCUUCCUGCAGCUGGACAGCCUUGGGGAGGAUGUGGCGGAGGCUCAGAGCCUGCUGCAGCGGCACCAGGAGUUUGGGCGGCUCCUGGGCGCCCUCAGCCCUCGGGCAGAGGCUCUACAGGCACGUGGCGAGAAGCUGGCUCAGAGCCAACAUGCUGCUGCACACAAGGUCAGAGAGCAGCUGCAGGGCAUCCAGGCACAAUGGACCAGGAUCCAGGAGAGGAGUGAGCAGAGGAGGCAGCAGCUGCAGGCUUCCCUCCAGCUCCAGGAAUGGAAGCAGGAUGUGGCGGAGCUGAUGCUGUGGAUGGAGGAGAAGGGGCUGGCGGUGGCCGAGAGCCCUCCCGAGCCCUCCCGAGAGCCCGGCAGCGUCCUGCGGAAACUCAAGCAGCACGAAGCAGCUGAGCGCGAGCUGCUGGCCGCCCGUGGGCACCUGGAGGGCCUGCGGCAGGCCGGGAGAGAGCUGUUGAGCAGCAGGCUCAGUGCCCAGGAGGACGUGCAGGCCAGGCUUCAGGGCCUGAGUAGCAAGUGGGAAGAGUUGAACCUCAAGAUGGCAGAGCGUGGGGACCAGCUCCGGCAGGCUAGGCAGCAGGACCAGCUCCGGGGGCUGCUGCAGGAUGCCAAGGAGAAGAUGGAGCAGCUAGAGGGGGCCCUGCAGGGCGCAGAAACAGGGCAGGACCUGAGCUCCAGCCGGAGGCUGCAGAAACAGCACCACCAGCUGGAGGGUGAGAGCCAGGCACUGGCCGGGAAGAUGGCCGCCCUCGUCUCCCAGGCCCUCAGCAUGGUCAAUUCCCAGACCAUCGUGGAGGAGACCCAAAAGUACCUCCAAAGGUUCGAGUCCCUGCAGGGACGUCUGGCCGCCCGGCAAUGGCAGCUGCAGGCCUCAGUUGAGCUGUACCAGUUCUACCAACUGAGCAGCAUGGAGCUCACGUGGGUGGCUGAGCACAUGCCCAGUGCCAGCUCCACCGGCUCCACCAAGUGCUUACAUGGUACCCAGAGCCUUUGCCACAAACACGAGGAGCUCCAAGCAGAAGUGAAAGCCCACCAGGGUCAGAUGCAACGGCUACUGGAUUCCGGACGGAGCCUGGCAGCCUCAGGGCACCCCCAAACCCGGGACAUCAUAAAGCAGUGCCAGGAGGUGGAAGACCACUGGAUAGAGCUGGAGCAUGCAUGUGAGGCACGGGCUCGGUGCCUGCAACAGGCUGUCACUCUCCAGCAGUAUUUUCUGGAUGCGUCAGAGCUGGAGGACUGGGUGGAGGAGAAGUGGCCACUGGUGAGCAGUCAGGACUAUGGUGGAGACGAGGCAGCCACUCUCAGGCUCAUUAAGAAGCAUCAGACUCUGCAGCAGGAACUAGUUCUUUGUUGGAGCUCCAUGGAGAAGCUUGACCAACGAGCCCAGACCCUCACUGGCCCUGUGGCCUCUGAGCAGCUGCGUGAGGUGCAGAGGAGGCUCUGGGAGCAGCUGCAGGUGCUGCAAGAGUUGUCAGUCUCACGGGAUCGGGAGCUGGAGGGGACCCUGAAGCUGCACGAGUUCCUGAGGGAGGCUGAGGAGCUGCAGAGCUGGCUGGCUAGCCAGAAGCAGACAGCCAGAGGAGAGAGCCUCGGAGAGGACCACGAGCAGGUCCUGCACCUCUGCACUAAGUUUGCAAAGUUUCAGUGCCAAGUGGAGCUGGGUGGCCAGCGAGUGGCAACCUGCCAGCAGCUGGCAGACAGCCUACUGGAGCAUGGACACAGCGCUGGCCCCAAGGCCUGCCAGAGGCAGCAGGAUCUGCAGGCCGCCUGGUUGGAGCUGUGGGAGCUGACCCAGGCCCGAGGCCGCCUGCUCCGAGAUGCUGAGAUUGCCCUCAAAGUUCACAGAGAUCUGUGGGAAGCCCUCACCUGGGUCCAGGAAAAAGCCGCAAGCCUCCCCAGGGACGUGGCCCAAGACCUGCGUGGGCUGGAGGCCCAGCUGAGGAGACACGAGGGGCUGGAGCGUGAACUCCUAGGCACUGAGCGGCAGCUGCAGGGACUGCUGGAGAUUGGAGGCACCAUGCAGAAGCGGGGUCCAGGGCCUCAGGCCCACGUGGUACAGCAGAGGCAGCAGGCUCUGGUGCAGGCCUGGGAGGCCUUGAAGCUACACAUGGAGCAGCACAGGGCCCAGCUGGAGCAGGCACACCUCCUGGCUCGCUUCCAUGUGGUGGUGCAGGGCUAUGCAUCCUGGGCAGCCCAUGUGUGGCAGGAGCUGCAGAGAGAGGACACUUUCCAGGAGCCCAGCAGUGGCCCCCUAGCGCUCAGUGCCCACCAGCAGCUUCGGGCAGAGCUGGAGGCCCAGGAGGAGCUGUACCAGCGGGCUGCCCAGCUUGGCCGGCAGGUGCUCCUGGCUGCAGGGACACCCAUCAAGGAGGUCCAGAAAGGGCUGCAAGCCCUGCAGGAUGAGCGGGAGCGGGUGUUCCAAGCCUGGGAAAGGAAGCAAGAGAGGCUGCAGGCCAUGCACCGGGAGCAGCUCUUCCUCAGAAAGUGUGGCCGCCUAGACCAGAUCCUCACGGCCCAGGAGGUUUCCCUGAGAACCAGUGCCCUGGGGAGCUCGGUGGAAGAGGUGGAGCAGUUGAUCCGCAAGCAUGAGACCUUCCAGAAGGUGCUGACUGCCCAGGAUGAGAAGGAGACAGCCCUGUGCGAGGAUGUGAAGACGCUCAGGGGCCCCCGGGUGCAGGACCUGCUCCACACGGUGCUGGAGCGUCGAGCUCGAGUGAAGGAGCUGGCAGAGAGCCGGGGACACGCCCUGCACGCCUCCCUGCUGAUGGCCAGCUUCACCAGGGCCGUGACCCAGGCCCAGGAUUGGAUCCAGGAGCGGGUCCAGCAGCUGAAAGAGCCAAUCCUUCCUGGGGACCUGAAAGAUAAGUUGAAGUUCCUGCAGAAACACCAGGCCUUCGAAGCUGAGGUCCAGGCCCAUAAGGAGGUCAUAACCUCUGUCGCCAAGGAGGGCGAGGCUCUUCUGGCACAGAGCCACCCUCGGGCGGGAGAGGUCUCCCAAAGACUCGGGGAGCUGCAGGAGCACUGGGAGAAGCUGAGGCAGGCACUGGCUCUCCGGGGCCAGGACCUGGAGGACAAGCAGAACUUCCUGGAGUUCCUACAGAGGGUGGACCUUGCAGAGGCCUGGAUCCAGGAGAUGGAGGUGAUGGUGAAUGUCGGUGACCUGGGCCAGGACCUUGAGCACUGCCUGCAGCUCCGUAAGCAGCUCCACAUGUUCCGAGGAGUCUGGGCCGGGGACACGGUGGAUGACACCCACAUCAGGAGCGUCAAUGACUGGUCGCUGCAGCUCAAGAACCGGGACCCUGAGCAAGUCAAGACCAUCCACCAGCGGCGACACCAGCUCAACAACAGGUGGAAGAGUUUCCAGGGCAACCUGCUCCGGUACCAGCAGCAGCUUGAAGGGGCCCUGGAGAUGCACUCCUUGUCCCGGGAGCUAGAUGACAUCACUGAGCGGAUUGGGGAGAAAGCUGCCUUGAUCCAGGGCCCGGACCACGGGAAAGACCUGGAGAGCGUGCAGAGGCUGCUGCGGAGACACAAGGAGUUGGAGCAGCAAAUGGGCCUCAUCCAGGCGCAGGUGGAGGCCCUAGAGCGAGAGGUGGGCCGCUUCUGCCAGAGAAGCCCUGGGGCAGCCCCCAGCCUCAGCCACAAGCGGCGGGAGAUGAUGGACAGCUGGUGGCAGCUCCAGAGCAGGGCCCAGAAGUGGAGGGAGUGCCUGGAUGCCCUGCACCAAGCUUGGAAACUGCAGGCAGUGCUGCAGGAACUGCUGGUCUGGGCCCGGAGGCUGCGGGCUGAGAUGGAUGCUCCACGCGCCCCCAGCAGCCCCGCGGAGGCCCGGCACAUGUUGGAGGAACACCAGCAGCGCAAGGCCGAGCUGGACUCCCGAACAGACAGCAUCAGCCUGGCCCGAAGCACUGGGCAGCGACUGCUCGCAGUGGGGCACCCGUCUGCCCCUGACACCCGCCAGGCCCUGGCUGAUUUAGACCAGGAGCUGAACAGCCUGGAAGGGGCCUGGCAGGAGCACCAGCUCCAGCUCCAGCAGGCCUUGGAGCUACAGCUGGUUCUGAGUUCUGUGGAGCAGAUGGAAAGUUGGCUCUGCAGCCAGGAAGCCUGCCCAGCCAUUGAGGGUCAGGGGGAUUCCUUGGCCAAUGUGGAGACCCUUCUGUGGAAGCACAAGGUGGUUGAGCAGGGCCUGGAGGCACAGGCAGACAAAAUCAGCAUGUUGGAAGCCGCAGCUCGCAGCCUGCACCAGGGAGGGCACUCCGAGGCCCAGAGCGCCCUGGGCCGGUGCCAAGCCAUGCUCCUGAGGAGAAAGGCACUCGUGGAGCGAGCCGGGACCCGCCGCCGCCAGCUGGAGGAGCUCCGGCAGCUGCAGACUUUCCUGCAGGACUCCUCCGAGGCGGCCGCGUGGCUCAGGGAGAAGAACCUGGUGGCCCUGGAAGAGGGCUGGCAGGACCCAGCCUCGCUGCAGGCACAGGUGCAGAAGCAGCAGAAACUCCAGGCCGAACUGGAUACGAGUGUGCACCUUCGACAAAGGCUGCAGAUGGAAGGGCAGAGGCUGCUACAGGGGGGCCACCAGGCCUCAGAGACCAUCCAGAAGCAGCUGCAGGAGCUGGGAUUGCUCUGGGACGAGCUGCAGGCCAACUGCCAGAAGGCAGCAGCCAAGCUCCAGGAGGCCUGCGAGGGACUGCGUCUGCGGAGGAGUGUGCAGGAACUGGAGAGCUGGCUGGGGCCCAUGGAGGUUGAGCUGAGAGCCCCGCUCAGGGGCCAGGACCAGCCUGGGCUGGAUGAGCUCCUGGAGGCCCAGGGAGAGCUGGAGGCCUCAGUGGACAGGCAGACCAGGAGGGCACAGGCCCUGGUGGGCCAGACCCGAGCCUUUAUACAGGAAGGCCACUGCCUGGCCCAAGAUGUGGAAGAGCAGGCCCAGCGACUGCUUCAGAGGUUCGAGAGCCUGCGGGGGCCCCUGGGGGAGCGCAGGACGGCUCUGGAGGCCCGGAGCCUCCUUUUGCAGUUCUUCAGGGACGCAGACGAGGAGAUGGCCUGGGUGCAGGAGAAGCUGCCCCUGGCAGCCGCCCGAGACUCCGGCCAGAGCCUGAGCGCCCUGCGGCAUCUGCAGGAGAAGCACCAGAACCUGGAGAGCGAGAUGAGCAGCCACGAGGCUCUGACCCAGGCGGUGGUGAGCACCGGGCACAAGCUGGUGCAGGCUGGGCACUUCGCUGCCCGUGACGUGGCCGCCCGAGUACGGCAGCUGGAGAGCGCCGUGGACCGCCUGCGGGCAGAGGCUGCGCGGAGGAGGCGGUGGCUGCAGCAGGCUCAGGAGGCCCAGCAGUUCCUGACGGAGCUCCUGGAGGCAGAAUCCUGGCUGGCAGAACGGGGCUGUGUCCUGGACAUUGAGGACGUGGGCCAGAGUGCCAAGGCCACACAGGCCUUUCUUCGGCGGCUGGAGGCCACCAGGAGAGAGCUGGAGGGCUUUGGCCCGCGCAUCGAGAGACUGCAGCAGACUGCAGCCCUCCUUGAGAGUGGGCAGAACCCAGAAAGCCCCAAGGUGCUGGCCCGGAUGCGGACAGUGAGGGAGGCCCAUUUGGGGCUGCUGCGGAGAGUGGAGAGCAGGGGCCAAGGCCUGCGGGAGCAGCUGCAGCUCCACCAGCUGGAACGAGAGGCCCUGCUCCUUGAUGCCUGGCUGGCCAGCAAGGUGGCUUCUGCUGAGUCCCAGGACUGUGGGCAGGACCUGGAGGCCGUCAAAGUGCUGGAAGAGAAGUUUGAUGCUUUCAGAAAGGAAGUCCAGAGCCUGGGGCAGGCCAAGGUUCAGGCCCUGAGGGAGCUGGCAGGCUCCCUGGAACGGGCAGCACCCCGGUGCUGUCCCCAGAUCCAAGCCCAGAGGAGUCGCAUCGAGGCCACUUGGGAGAGACUGGACAGGGCAAUAAAAGCCCGCACAGAGAACCUAGCCACAGCCCGUGAGGUCCGAGGCUUUGAGCAGGCGGCCGCUGAACUCUGGGGCUGGAUGCAGGAGAAGGCCACCCUGAUGGAGCGAGAUGCCCGUGGCCACAGCCUGUCAUCUGUGCAGACCCUGCAGCAACAGCACAGGUGCCUGGAGAGGGAACUGGCGGCCAUGGAGAAGGAGGUGGCACGGGUGCAGACAGAGGCCUGCCGACUGGGCCAGCUACACCCUGCGGCUCAGGAGGGCCUGGCCGCACGGCUGGCUGAGGUGCAAGAUGCCUGGGCCACCCUGGGGGCAAAGGCCCAGGAGCAGAGUCAGCAGCUGGAACAGGCUGCCCAGGGCCAUGCCUUCCUCAGACGCUGUCGGGAACUACUAGCGUGGGCUCAGGAAAGGCAGGCACUGGUGUCCUCGGAGGAGCUGGCUGGGGACAUGACAGGAGCUGAGUGGCUCCUGGGGCAGCAUGAGGAGCUACGGCAGGAAAUCAAGGAGCACUGCCUUCAAGCCUGGGAUGCACAGCAGGAGGGGCAACAGCUGGUGGACAAAGGCCACUUCAUGUCCCUGGAGGUGACAGAGUGUCUGCAGGAGCUGGAAGGGCGGCUGCAAGGGCUCAAGGAGGCUUGGGCCCUGUACCAGGAACGCUGCGCGGAGAACUCGAGGCUGCAGGAGCUGCGGCAGGGGCUGGACCAGGCCGAGGCCUGGCUGGCCUCCCGGGAGGGCCUCCUGCUGGACCCCAACUGCGGGCGGUCAGUGUCAGAUGUGGAGUUGCUGCUCCGCAGACACCAGGACUUCGAAAAGCUACUGGCAGCCCAGGAAGAAAAGUUUGCCCAACUGCAGAGGAAGGUGGAGAUGGAACAGCAAGUGAAGGGGCUGAAACCUGGGACAGUUGGCAGUGAGCUGACCUCCCUCCACCAGAGGCCCUUUGGAAGCUGGUGGCCAGGAGCACAGCUGGCUGAGACAAGGGUCCUGCCAUCGGGUGUCCCUGUUGGGCCACGCACACUCUUUGCCACCACCAUCUCCCUGGAGCAUGCGGCCGGACAGCAGGAGCCCAGUGAGGCCAUGAGGGAUGCAAAGGGAGCCCCAACCAUGGAGGGGUUUCUGGAGCUUAAGCAGCAGCCCCUGCCCGGGGAGAGGCAGCCCAGCUCGAGCUCCUGGGAUGGCUGCUAUGGGGUCUUGGGAAGCAGUUCCCUGAGCCUGUUCCCAGAUCAGAGGAUGGCAGUGGAGAAAGUGGCUUCCAUGGCCACCCUUGACCUCGUGGGAGCCCAGUGUGAGAAGCCGAGGGACCACCAAGGCAGGAAACACACCUUCUCCUUAAGGCUGAGCAGCGGGACGGAGAUCCUGUUUGCAGCAUCGUCAGAAGCGCAGGCUGAGAGCUGGCUGCAAGCCCUGAGCAGGGCCACAGCCCACAGUCUGAGCCCAGAACCCAGAGGCAGGCCUCCAGGCUCCCUGGCCACUGAGGGGCUGCCCAGCAUGGCCGCUCCGCUCAGAUUCCACGGAUGUCCCCCACCAGGGGCUAGUGCCACUGGGGCCCUGCCCUCCCCGCUGAGGGAGAGACGCCCACAGCCCCUGGAGUCCCUGCCGAUGGCUGGCCCUGCAGAGGAAAACGCACAAGGCUCCCACCGCCUCUCCUGCUCAGGCCGGACCCCAGGUCUGGGCCCUGAAGUGAACCCUGAGGUGGCACCAAACCUCAGAGCUACAAGCGAGGACACCCACAAGGGGACCAGAAUGAGACUCAGCAACCAGGCCCCUCGUGACCAACUUCUAGAAUAGAUGGUUCUCUGUGAGGAUGGCCCCAUCAAGCUCACUGCUUGCUGGAGUUACACCGUUGGCGCUGUCUCUUUCCUUAGCUCAUCUGGUCCCAGGUCGGACCACCCUUACUGUGGGGCAGGAACCAGCCCUUUGCCUGAGUCCCUGGCCUCUCUGCUGGCAGUCACUGUCUGCAAGUCUGCUCACCUGCCAGGGCUGCAGCAGCGGAAACCCACAGGCCAAAGUCGCCUUGUCCCUGCUUGGAAAGGGUGGCCCUGAGCAUGGGGUAGACUCAGCCAUGAGCAGGGGGCCACCCCUCAGGGGAAGCCCACGCUGACCCACUAGCUCUGUAUGGGGCCUGGGGAGACAUUACAUUUUGUCUUUUUUUUUUUUUUUUUAAAGAUUGGCACCUGGGCUAACAACUGUUGCCAAUCUUCCUUUUUUUUUUUUUCCCAAAGAUUGGCACCUGGACUAACAA
Molecule: messenger RNA, 12295 nt
Organism: Equus quagga
Lineage: Eukaryota; Metazoa; Chordata; Mammalia; Perissodactyla; Equidae
Gene: SPTBN5
Product: spectrin beta, non-erythrocytic 5
Biological process (GO): actin cytoskeleton organization
Cellular component (GO): cell projection; cortical actin cytoskeleton; cell junction
Molecular function (GO): actin filament binding; phospholipid binding
Source: RefSeq, a predicted model, not a curated record